This is a messenger RNA of Scutellospora calospora, 397 nucleotides long. The record is from the annotation of a GenBank genome assembly. Lineage: Eukaryota; Fungi; Glomeromycota; Glomeromycetes; Diversisporales; Gigasporaceae.
AAUAUUAUCAUAUAAUGAUUUACAAGACCAAGUAAGAUCUGCAACUUUUUUAGUCGAAGACGAUAGUGAAGACAUUAUUGAAGAUUCUGAAAUAGAAGAGGCUGAUUAUAAUUUAGAAAUUAUUGAACGUUUUGACAUUGAAAAUAUAGUAUUCUUAAAUGAUAAAAUGUUCCAAGAUGGUGAAUCUGAUGCCAAUAGGCAAGGUAUAUAUGAUUUUGAUCCUACGGAUUUAGUAGCAAAUUUGAUAGAAGAAUGGAGCUAUGAAAAUAAUAAUAAUAGUUUAGAUAAAUAUGUUAAUAGUGAUUCAAAUGCUGUAGAUGAAGAAGAUAUUAGUGAGAAUUUAGAUAAUAUAGAGAAUGAAAAUGAAAAUUCAGAAUCUUUACUUAUAGCUCUUUGA